Schizophyllum commune H4-8 is the source of this 3048-nucleotide messenger RNA. RefSeq lists its product as uncharacterized. The record is from RefSeq and is a predicted model, not a curated record. Bases 1 to 3048 code for a protein of 1015 amino acids. Gene Ontology annotation, molecular function: ubiquitin protein ligase activity; zinc ion binding; ubiquitin conjugating enzyme binding. Gene Ontology annotation, cellular component: cytoplasm; ubiquitin ligase complex. The transcript has 7 exons. NCBI's taxonomy places the organism in Eukaryota, Fungi, Basidiomycota, Agaricomycetes, Agaricales, Schizophyllaceae. Gene Ontology annotation, biological process: positive regulation of proteasomal ubiquitin-dependent protein catabolic process; protein polyubiquitination; ubiquitin-dependent protein catabolic process.
AUGGCGAUUACUGCCGAUUUGUGCACGCAUCCAGCCAUCCUGCCCUGGGGAUUAAUGAACGCCUCAUUUGUAACCAUUUCUUGGCGGGUCGAUGCACUUUUGGGGACCACUGCAGUCGGAUUCACCCUAGAGACUCAGAUAUCCCACGUCAUACCCCCGCUCCUGUCGAAGCGCCAUCUACAAGCGGCGCAGAGUCUUCCCGCAGACCCACUCCAAAUUUCUUCAAUACCCGAGCCCUCGGUUCGUUUACCUCAGCGUGCCACGCUCUCUGUACCAGCCCCGGCGGAUAUCCCUCGUGCGGCAUCUCCCGCUUCCUCGAUAUCUUCUCGAGCUUUGUCUGACGACGAGGGUCCCUCCAACGCCCAUCCGUGGAACGGGGACAGCGACACUUCGUGGUUCGAUACCGGCCAGUCGUCUGACGGCAGUAAAUCGUUUUUCUCCGCACUCUCGCAAGCGUCGUCUAGCACAUCGUCUCUUGCGCCGGAAAAGGUUUCGGCGCCGUCCACCUCGGCAGCUGUCGCGCGAGGGAAGAAACCAUCGACGACCGAGACGGGCCAGUGUAGCAAAUGCUUGCGCAAAGAGUGUAAUGGCGGUUAUAGGUGUAAGAAGAAGAAGACGCCUUCCACCAAAGGGACCGCGGGGGGAGCGCCUGUGACCGAGAUCUGUCGCGAUUGGUGUCGAGGGAGAUGUUGGAAGUCCCCUUGUAAAUACAGGCACGGACCCGUGGAUGAUCCUCUCGAUGGCGUUGCCUCGACGGAAAUCCCUGUUGCAGAGGUUGUCACGCCCAAGGCGACUGAGCCCGCGCAGAACAUGGCGCAGCCGGCGCGCGUUCCACCACGUGUUGUCCUGCACUUCGAAACGAAUGCACGUCUAGACGACCCAGUUGUAGAACUGCCUCCCCUAUCUUCCCAAGCACGUACCCAAGAGCCGGCGGCUAUCCCCGACCAGGCACCGAGGCACGUGCCAUCCAUGAAGUACACCAUCGAAGAGUACAUGUCCGUCAAGCUGCUCCCGGGCUUUCAAGUCGACGAGAUCAUCACUGGCUUCGAGUCGCCGACGAUCCUCAUCGACAAUGUGCCAGACAACGUACCCCUCAAGAACCUCUCGCACUUGCUGGGCACGUACGGGCGCGUCCUCGACGUGUCCCGGAAAUCCAAAGGCAUUGUCUUCGUGCGCUAUGCGCAUGCGGCCGACGCUACGGCGGCGAGCACGGCAUUGGACGGCAAGGACAUCUUCGGUGCGAAGGCGCAUGUUCGGAAGCCGGUGUCGAAGGGUGAUUCGAGGAAGCUGACCGUCAACGACUCGACCGUCCGCGUCGACUUCGAGCUCCCGACGAAGGUCAUCUACGCAGGAUACGAGAACCUGGUGCAGGCGGAGAUCGGUAUCGUCACCGCCUCGCAAGGCGUCCGCGACCACAUCCCCUCCGCCGAGCACCACAAGGGCGUCCCUGCUGUCGGCAUCAACACUGUCAAAUUCGUAGGUCUGCCUGUGAAUGUCAAGACCGAUGAGAUACGCUCGUUGGGCAAGGUCAUCGAUCACAUGUGGGAGCGGCCGAACUACAAGUCGUCUUUGGAGGAGGUUACGUCGGGACUCGAGCGCUACUUCGCGCGUAAUGGCGGGGUUACCAGAUUUGCACUUCAGCCGCCACCCUAUGUCAACGGCGUCGCCACUGCCUGGGUUACGUACUCAUCUACAGCGGAAGCGAAAGCGGCCUGCGUGGCCCUCGACGGUCGGAAACCCGCUUGCGUCGGUUACACACGCAUCCAUGCACGACAAACGUUCAGUGUCUUGUACGACGUCGAAACGACUUUGUACGCCAAGCAGCGCUACCCCAUCAACAGACUGGUCACCUUCGCCCGCGAGCGCGGGGUGGACAUGGCUUUCGUAUCCAAGGAUAACGGAUCUACGACGCAAGUACGCAUGAAGGCACAUCAGCUCCAGGACGUCGUUGACUUGCGGACGGAAUUGGAACGUAUCCUCCGAGGUCAAGUUCUCCGUGACCACGACAAAGUCAUUUGGCACCCAUUCUUCACCUUCCCGCAGGGUCACGCGUAUAUCCGGGACUUGGAGGCCAGUCUGCCAGGCGUCAGCGUCAUAACGGAUGUCCGUCGACAUGAAAUCCGCGUGUCUGGGCCACAGGUGGAGCGGCGGGAAGCCUUCGGCAGGCUGAGGGCGAAGAUCAGGUCGUUGACGAGCCAGCAACUUCGGGCUAUACCGCUCGCCGGCGAUGCCAUAGGUCUGUAUCUCGACCCCGACGUCGUUGCGCUGCGCGCACGCUUUGGCGACGGUGGCGUCAUGCUGGACAUGGACAAGCGUGCGCUCGUCAUCCGUGGCGGCGAGACGGUCUACAACGAGGCGCUGAUGGCUGUCCGUCGCGCGAAGCAGCGGCGCUAUACGUCGGUGUCCUCCGACCCUCGCGUCUGCCCCGUGUGCUUUGUCGAGGCGACGAACCCCGUUACACUGCGCUGCGGGCACAAUUACUGUCGCGAGUGCAUGCACGGCUUCCUCAUGUCCUCUGCGGAGAACAAGCUCUUCCCGCUGUCCUGCCUAGGCGACGGCGGUCGCUGCACCGAGGGCAUCACGCACUACAACGCCCGCGCCGUUCUCAACCAAUUCGAGCUCGACCGCCUCGUCCAGGCCGCCUUCACCGCGCACGUCAACGCGCGCCCCGACGAGUUUCACUACUGCCCGACGCCGGACUGCAAGCAGGUCUACCGCACCGUCGGCAAGGGCACCGCGCUCCAGUGCCCGGCGUGCUUGCUGCGCAUCUGCUCGAGCUGCCACUCGGAGUACCACGGCGGCCUGCGGUGCAACGCAGACGACGGCGCGGCCGAGUUCGACGAGUGGAUGAAGGCGCACGGGGUGAAGCGCUGCCCGGGGUGCAAGGUGCCGAUCGAGCGCGACGAGGGGUGUUUCCAUGUUACGUGCACGCAGUGCCAGACGCACAUCUGCUGGCAGUGCAUGGAGACGUUCCCUGGGGGAGACGGGAUCUAUGGGCAUAUGCGCACGGAGCACGGAACCUUUGGGCUGGGGCCCAUCGAGGACUAG